AUGGCUCAGGCCACUUCUGAUGAGUCUAGCAUCUUUUACGUAUCCUUUGUUGUUCCUAAGUUUCUCGUCAAACAGGCCAAGUCAAAUCUGGAAAGGAAACAUAAACUGGAUCGAAGCGUCAAAAUCCAGCCAUAUCGACGCGAUGCCUACAUCAAUGCCUGCGGCGACCAUAUGCUGAUACAGAGCACAAUCAUCUUACCGGAUUCUAUGAGCCAACUGGAGGGGAGACUACAAGCUUUGAAAGAGCUCGGAUUAGAAUCGUAUUACGAUCGCAUCUUCAUCAUCAAAACCCAUUCUCGUCAGGCUUCGGACGUCCAGCAGUACGACGCCCAGAGGAAUCCUCUGCAGGAAGCUUUCGGGAAAGGUCUGCAGCAGCUGCCGAAGGAGCUCCUAGCAUCCCUGUGUCUCACUAUGGACCGUCUCCUCGCCGACCUCCCCGAUUCAUAUACAAUAUAUCCACCAAUGCUCCUCCUCACGUCGAAAACCUUCGCCAGCUCUUCAUGGCAAACUCUCCUGGCAUCAGCCUCCCCUCGCCAACUAAACGACCUCUACGCCACCGUAGCCACGGCUCUCCGUGUCACCCACAUAGCGCAGAACGCGCCCAUCCCACCCUCAAUCGGCCAAAGUCUCGACCGCGACCCGCCUGCCUCCGAGCAACCCCUCACCAAGCAGCCCACCACCGCCAACAUCCUCCGCAGUCCCACCGGCCUCAAACCCCUCUACGGCUCCUUCGGCCCCCUGACCAAAACCGCCCAACCCACCCCUCACGACCUAACCACCGCCCUCUGGGUCUCCACUCGCCAAAACAACAUCCUCCAGACCUGGGCCCCGGUGCACACGAUGUUCAGCCGGGGCAACAUCAGCGAGAAGACCCGUCUGCUGACGCUGCCGAGCAUCGCGCAAGCGGUCGCGGAGGGCGAGGUCGCGGGCGCGGGGUCCACGGCUGUCGACCUGUAUGCCGGGAUCGGGUAUUUCGCGUUCUGCUAUGCGCGCGCGGGGGUGCGGCGGGUGCUGUGCUGGGAGCUGAAUGGGUGGAGUGUGGAGGGGUUGAGGAGGGGGGCGGCGGCGAAUGGGUGGGGUGUUAGGGUCGUGGAAGGGGAUGGCCAAGGCAUGGAGAGGGAGGAGGUGGAUGGAACGGAGGAGGGGGAGGUGUUUUGGGUGUGGCGGGAGUCGAAUGAGCGGGCCGGGGAGAGAAUCGAGCGGUUGAGGGGGGCGGUGCCCCCGAUACGACAUGUGAACUGCGGACUGCUGCCGAGCUCGAGAGGGAGUUGGGAGACUGCUGUGGGGGCGCUGGAUCCGGGGCUGGGGGGUUGGGUUCAUGUGCAUGAGAACAUCGCGAUGAAGGAGAUUGAGGGGAAGGCGGCGGAGAUUCUGGAGGAGAUCCAGGGUAUCGUCGACCGCGUCGCCGAUGAGGAUCAUCGCUCGCAAAGGGACGAGCUGGGGGGAAGGAAGGCUAUACUUGAGCAUGUCCAGAAGGUGAAGACAUAUGCGCCGGGAGUAAUGCAUUGCGUGCUAGAUAUAUGGAUACCUCCACGCAGGUCAUUGGAUGAAGUCAAGGACAGUUGUAAGGGAAGUAUUAGUCUGGAGCGCGAGGUGUAG
Messenger RNA from Coniosporium apollinis CBS 100218, 1599 nucleotides. RefSeq lists its product as uncharacterized. Gene Ontology annotation, molecular function: tRNA methyltransferase activity. Lineage: Eukaryota; Fungi; Ascomycota; Dothideomycetes. Gene Ontology annotation, cellular component: cytoplasm. Gene Ontology annotation, biological process: tRNA methylation. The record is from RefSeq and is a predicted model, not a curated record. The transcript has a single exon. Bases 1 to 1599 code for a protein of 532 amino acids.